Messenger RNA from Orussus abietinus, 11014 nucleotides. It is a transcript of the gene sky, whose product is annotated as TBC1 domain family member 24. The transcript has 13 exons. Bases 999 to 2831 code for a protein of 610 amino acids. The record is from RefSeq and is a predicted model, not a curated record. Lineage: Eukaryota; Metazoa; Arthropoda; Insecta; Hymenoptera; Orussidae.
CACGAUUCCGCGUUUCGAUCAUCAGUACGGUGCAAUCUUCACUUGAAAUAAAUGGUUUAAGAAGAAACCGCAUAAAAAUAAGGGUCACCUGUCAAAAUUCCUGUAUUUCACAAAUGACACAAUACCGACGAAACAAACGGAGAUAAAUCUUAAUACGUUAUCAUCUCUGUAAAUUCUGAGGACCCUGACGCCAUCUUGCAUCCGGAGAGGUAACUAUCAUUAAAACCGAUCGGAAUCCCUAUUUUUCGCACACCAAUGGGUGGAUGACUUCCUUGAAAUAAUUUGCAGUUGCACUAGUUCUCCGAACUUAAAAUCAUUCAAUGCAUCCCCGAAUUUCCCCGCUGUGGAACUUGUAAAAUAUAGAACAUAUUUCCAAGUAGAUGCAUAUAUUUUCCACUCGCAGGGUUAGGUUCGUUCCUCGCUGUAGAAGUAUAAAACCGCGGAGAACCUCAGGGGACGAUCAGUGCGCCUGCGUGCGUCGAGCCGGUACAUCAGGGCGGGUGAGCAGGAAAUCCUCGAUAGAGCCUCCAGAGCGCACCACUGGCGCGGAGGUCGUACGAAAGCGGCCGUGCCGCUCUGGGGCCUCGGCUGUGCGCCAAGAUCUGCGGCGGAGCUCGGUCUGUGUUUGUCUCGCGAUUCGGCGCGCUCGCUCGUGCAGGGGUUCCCACCAGCUCCUCGGGUGUGCGAUAUAUCCUGGGUUUUCCGGUGUCCAUCGUCGCGAUCUCGGUCGGCACGACCGCGGCGGGGGUCUGCGUCUCGACGUGCCGCGCGUUCGGCCAGGUCCAGUAAUGCGUGUCAGUGGUGGCAGUGGCGAGCACUCGGGUUGUCUGCGGCGCAGCCGAGCCGCGGGACGUCGCCGAGGCUGUGGGAAAUCGAAGUAGCUCCUCGGAGUCCGAGAUUACGAGAGCGAUGAAAAUUGAGACUUUGCAGGACAUGACAUAAAGGGGCUCCCAGCGGGAUGGCGAUCGCAGGAGGGUCGGGGCCGUAGCUCUCUUGCCAUGUUACUAACGCGGACCCCCUCGCCCUCGAAGACUCCGCCGAAGAUGUUGUCGUCGGUGCUCGAGGAGGAGGCCACCGUGGACAUCGACGAGGUGUUCCCGCCCCACGUCGACACCUCAAACAUCGUCGUCCAGCCCGAGUCGCCGACCAGCAAGAAGCAGGUCCUGAAGACGUUCAACGAGGUGAACGCGCUCCUGCAGGCAGGACGGAAGCGGGAGGCCAAGCUAAUCAUCCGCGAGAAUGCCUGGCCUCUUAACAACGGCAUCAGGGCGCAGCUCUGGCCCGCCCUCUGCGACCAGCACGCUCCUGGCAAGAGCAUGCUCGACGGCUUCUACUGGGACAUGGUCAAUCAGGUCUUCGGGACGACAGAGCUGCCAGAAAAGUCAAUCAUGUUACCGCCAUUCGUCGAUAGCACUCAUUGUCUGUCCUACAACUUGACGCGAAAAGGCAGGAGCGUCGCCGACAGAGUCGUGUCCGUCCUCGGAUAUGCCUGUCCCGACAUAACGUACAGCCCGUCCCUGUAUCCAAUUACGGCGCUGCUGCUUCAUUUUAUGCCAGAGGAGGAGUGCUAUCACUGUAUGGCCACGUUGGUGGCGGCGAAAGAGAAGAUGUUCAUCACGCAAACGAAGCUCCUCUACGAAGUCACCUGGAAGACUGUAGAGCAGAUCACGAAGAAGCACGUGAAAUCGGCUGCGGUGCACUUGGCGAGGCAUUGUUCCGGCUCGAGGGCGGAAAGGAUCUACAUGGACUGGAUCUGGUGGAUUCUUCAGCUAUUACCAUUUCAACAUCUAGUCAGAGUUAUGGACUGUUUCCUGCACGAAGGCAUCAAGGUCUUCUACCGGGUAGCCAUGGCUAUAGUCUUAUUAUUCUACAAACAUUCGUCGUCGCAAAACUCCGAAUGGCUCAACGAAAUUUCGAAGAACGGCAUCGACGCGGCUCUCUCGAAAUUUUGCCGACAGAUACCAGUGACGCCGGCAAAAUUUUUACGCACUGCCUUUGGGAUACGCGGACUCAGCUCGGCUUACAUAUCAAGAGUAUUUUUACGCACCGAGAUGGCUCUCAAGAGUAGAAGUGUACUGACAGGGUCUAAAUCUCUCGCUAGGUCACGAUCGACGGACAACCUGCCUACGAGUCAAUCCCAAGUCAAUAUUCAAAUGAUGUCUCACACCCUCACCAUAAGAGAGAAAGAGUGCGAAGACACGUACAAAGACAGGGGUGCGCACAGUCCUGGACCGCGCGCUCUCUCGAUGGGCGUUUACCCCAUACAGAGCAUUUGCUCGCAGAUCCUUGACGUGCCCGACUUGUUCACGCUGUGGUCGUGGUUACCGGUGAGGAUCACGAUGUACCAGCCGAUUCUGCUUUACACCACGGAGGAGCACGGAUGUUCCCUCACCACGUUCUACGUGCGCGUGGAACAGCACGAGCCGACUCUCCUCAUGAUCAAAACCUGCAACAACGAGGUGUUUGGUGCUUACUGCUCGACGAGGUGGUGCGAGCGCAAUUUGAAGGACGACAAGGGCCAAAGGCAGGCGUAUUUCGGUACGGGAGAAACAUUCCUGUUUAGCUUGUAUCCCGAACGAGCCAAAUAUCCGUGGGUUGGCAUGGACUCGUCGCACAAUGAUCCCAGAGUACAUCACUCUGCUGAGCUCUUCAUGGCCGCUGACGCUAAGAUGAUCACCAUCGGUGGCGGGGAUGGUCAAGCGAUUUGGAUGGACGAGAACAUAAGGUUCGGCAAGACGGAUCGAUGCUCGACAUUCAACAAUCCGCCGCUGUGUGCGAGCGGUGACUUUGAGAUUAGGGUACUGGAGGUAUACGGUUUCGCCGGUGCUUAAGGAACGCGGUGUCCCGUGGCCUUAAUCAGAUUCCCUUACUGCCAUUAAGCAACUCUCUGUAUACCUUCUCGUCUCGUCGUCGUGAUGUGUCGUUGACGCGGGCGCGAGUACCCCGUGUGGUACCCCCGCCCGCUUAAGAAUAAUAAGUAUUACUGUGCGUGACCGUUCGCUGUUUGUUAAUAUCGUUAUAAUGCUUUACAUAUAUGGAUACGUGUCGUAGAGAUUUGCAUUAGAGUGCCGACGGUGAUCCGUGUGAUGUCAUGCCUACGGACGGAUAUCUCGAGGUCGCUCUGUUAGGCCGCACCCGUUGCUUCAAGGGGUGAACCUAACGUUACUGGAUCCAGGUGGUUCCUUACUGUAUCAGGAAAUGUUUCACACACGUGAUUAAUAUUUAGAGUGCAAAGCGAACCGAAGAAAUUCAGUUACCUAGAAUGUUCUGCAAUCUCCUUAACCCUCUAUAACAAGACAUGACUUUGAAGUCGCAUACCCAUGUAUCAACAUUUUUUUCUUAAGUCUGACCGUUCCGGUAUAAUGUACCACUUUAUUAUCAUACUUCUCCUUUGUAACCAGGGAAUCUGUUUACAAAUCAUAGAUUUAUAUACAUUGACUUAUAAACAUAUAUAUAAGUGGUCAAUUUAUAAACGAGGAGUCAAUGUCAGAAAGUGAAUAUUAGCGAAUUUCACGUUUUAUCGUUUUUUUUUUUUCUUGUAAAGGGUUUGGAGAAGAUAUUGGGUUACAAAGGGUUAGGUCGCACAACUUUCGCUCGAAACAUUUCCUGUCGCGAAUAUUAGAGGAGCCGUUUGGAGUGGUGACGAUAAACGAUCCACCCUGUACAUUUCGUUAUCACCGGGUAUGGACACCGGACGCAUUGCAAGCAUUCUAUACAUUGUGCGCAAGUGGACUUUGGUUCUUUCCAUCUAGAGUUAUGCUCGGAGAAAAUUUCAAUUGGCACCACUUUUGCUGCGGCCAAUCGGCGUCUUCGCUCCGUGACGUCACGCGGCGCUGAAUGGCCGACGGCGAAGUCGCGAAAAAUUGUGCCAACCGAAUUUUCUCCUGGCCAAUUUCACACCGAGGAAGAAGUCAAUGACCACUUGCACACGCGUCGCACGCAUUGCACGAGGAACUAGACAUGACAGAUCUUGCGUUGACUUUACGAUUCACAAUCCGUAAUCAUGAUUAUCCUGUGUUGUUACUGCGUUGCUACGAACGAUAACCGUGCGGUAACAAUAUCGCGAAUCCAGUCAGUCGGGUGUCUCGACUGUGGGAGUUAUUUGCCUGUUGAAUUAUCUUAUCGUAAUUUGGCUUCGGUUUCGACCGAUAUACCAGGGAGAAGUAUGUUUACGUUUGAUUAUGUCGAGUACCCUUGGGGACGGUGUUCAUUUUGCAAUGGAACGGGCAACUGAAUCAGUGACGGCCAUUUUCUUCUUUUUCCUUUCCGAAGAACGCUGACAUUUCACUUGGAACGUGAAAUUGUUUAGGAAGGGUGGAAGCUACGAUACUUUUCAAUGUAAAGAAAUUAUGUUCCUUUUCUGAGAGUCCAUGACGGAUAUUGGUAAUGUCUCGAUGCGAGCCAUUAGUUAUAAAUCUUGACAUGCAAUAAUUUGCCACAUUGUCAGUCGAACUUUGUUUCUUUUAUUUUUUUCUUUUCUUUUAAGGUGUCAGCGCACUUUACGAUAUAACAUUCAUGACACCUAAUAUAUGUUACAUCCUCAGGACGAAUUUUUACAUACGCUCAGUGUUGAUGAAAAAUGAAGACACACCGAAGACUUGGUUAUAUUAAUUAACAUGACGAAUUGCGGGUGCACCGUAGCUGCAUGUACUAAUACUUUCUUUUACAUCGAAUAAUUCAGUUUACAAAUUAUUCAUUACGGAACCUUGCCAGUAAUCUUGCGGCAUAAAAUGAAUUAUGUCUAAACUGGAGAGGAACUCUUUGCGAAUAGCUCCCUUCGAAUUGUUGACGAAACUUUGUCUCGUAUAACAAUGAGAGAUGCCCUUUCCUUUGCGGAAGUUUUUACGAUCGAACAGCACGUAUUCUCGCACGGCACAUCAUUCAUAGGGCGACAAGAAGAACAAAACAUUGACAAUAAACACGAGCCGCUUAAAUCAUACAAAAAGUUCGGUAGUAGCAUACAUCGAAGGAAAAACAGAGAAUUCAGAUUCACAUGAAUACUUAAUAUUCAUUGGACCGAGAAUGACGUGUUAUACAAUUGUACAUAAUUGUUUCACCUUGUGUAUCGUUACUUUGCGAUUAUCUUUAACGUUUGUAUAAACGUGUUGCCUCGUUACAUUUAUUUAAUUUAGCGCCGUUACGUAUAGUUUUAAUCCGUUAGACGAUUUGCGUUAUCGCGGUGUCGUACACAUAGGUACGUACACCUCACAUGUACACAUAUUUAUGUCUACGUACGUAUGUGUAUGCACCAGCAGAAGUAUAUAUAUAUAUAGAUGCAUAUAUAUAUAUACACGUAUACAUAUUCACACGCACGUACGUGCUUUAUAUAUUUAUGUACCGGUUCUUGUAUAUAUUAUAAAUAUUGCUCUUGGGUAAGUAGUUAGUACAAUCGGAUACAUUGUGAUCUAUGGCCAAUGACGCGGUUAAGUACGAGAGAUUCUAGAGUUCGGUAAUAAACGAGACACUAGGCAAACGAUGGGAUAUUUAGGAGUCGAUAAGCAUAUUCGUUUUUAUCAACGCCGGUUUUUAUAACACAUCGGCAGGACGCAAUGUAGUCGCAUUGAGCAAUUCCAUGUUAUUUGAAAAUAUCCGUCGACGUCGGUGCAGAAAAUGAUUCACCUUAAUUUCGUUUAGCACUCGUAAAAGAUUGUGCAAGCUGAAACAAAGAUAAGACCUGCAUUUGGCGCAGUUGAUAAUAAUAAAGAGACGAGGAGCGUCUCAGACAAGUUGAUGAUUUUUUUUUUUUAUUAACCAUUGUCUAAAAUGUGGGAGAACACAAAGUCACGUCUUAUCCAUGAGCAAAUUUAUCACUAAUUAAAAUUUGGUUUGUUCUCCUUGAUUGUUAAUCUUGAUUUCGCUUAACAACUUACAUAUCAAUUGUUCAACGUGUUCUAUGAGAAUACAACCAUGAGCUUUCAGUUGAAUUGACUUUCAGGGUGAAUAUGUUUAGCGGCUCUAAAUAGUCAGGGCAAUAAUGUAAUAAAUGUAAUAGUGGGAUGCGAAGAGUCAUACGCUUCGAUACUUUAUGCAAUAGUGGCUGCAAACGUUAGUAUUUUCCUUUCCUUCUUCUUCAUUUUUUUUAUUUUGCACGGUUUAACCGAUUGCCAAGCAACGCAGGUUUUUUUCUCGGCUAUCGGACGAGACUCGACCGUAGCUUUCGAUUACGAUUUUACUUUCAUUGUCGUUAUGCCCCAUCUUGCAUGGUGUAUCGUUAUGUGUCGAAUUUUGCGUUCAAUAUUGUUAACACAUCACAUGCGGGUGGCUGGCACCACUAUUUUUCAUUUAGACGGCAGUACGAGCUGUUUAAAUAAUAUUCGAGUUAAAUUCUACUUCUUCCCCCGGAAGAUAAAAAAAAAUCCAAAAGUGGGAACAAUAUCGAUAUCGCGUAGUCGCGAGAAAAAUCCGGUGUUAAAGGCGCUGAAAGAUUAUUUCACCCUUUCCCAGAAAGGUGGACACGCAACAUGUACAAUUUGCAUCGUUAGAUACCCGUGCUACUAGGUUUUAUUAUUACGUUUACCGAUUUGUUCGUGCCAUUAUUUACUUUAAAUGCCUCUCCACGCUACUCUGAAAGACUUUGAAGAACACGGACAUCGGAGAGAAAAUGGAUUUGAUGCAGAAUGAGUCUUAUGUUGCCCUUUGCUAAGACAUUAACAAAAAAAACUUUCCUGUUGUAUCACAUCUGAUGUUAUGAGUACCAUUAAAUGUAAUAUAUAUAUAUAUAUAUAUGGCAUGUUUUAUAUAAAAUAUCAGGUUAUAUUAAAAAAAAAAAAAAAGUAAAAGUAAAGGAAGAAAAACACCCUGUGAAACUGAUUGUGACCUUAGAGUUUGUUUUUAUUAAAUUGAUGUUAUUAGUUGCCCUCAGGACAUUCAAAUAGUUUGGUGUAUCUCGCAUUCUUGCCUCGAAACGUUUCUUUUGAGCAACAUGAAACUCUGGGUGGAAGUCUGUCAAUCUUUUCUCAAAGAAAUCGAUCCGGUUCGUACGUUACUUUUAACGGCCAUCGUCGAGACGAUUGCGAAGAACGAAAUGAUCGUCUAGUGGCCUAUGCGAAUUUCUAUUAACCAAACUAAAGCGGAUCGUGGUGCUUUAAUUUCUAUUGUAAAUAGGCAAACGUCUGUAGACGCACGUCGAAUAAACGCGGCUCCUCGUCACAUUAGAUAUUCUCGCAAGAUUAAUACAGAAGAAAAUUCUAACGAUAAAUUCUGACGACCAAUCUUUCCUAUUCAAUAAACAAAUCACACAUUAUGUCGAUGGUUCUGUAAUGACAUUUAAUUGAUACAUUAGUUCUUGCCACUUAAAAGUCAUUAACACUAGCGACAUAAAUAUAGAGUAAGAUUCCAUUUAAAAAAAAAAGAAAAAAAAAACGAAAUACCAAUUUCAAACCUAAAUUUAGUAAUGUUAAAGUAGCAAACGUAGCGUCUAAAUUAGACAUAUUGAAACACCUUUCAGAGUACGUACAGAAAUGAUUUAUUAUUAGGAGUUCUUGAGAAUUUCUGGCAGUAAUAUCUAACCGACACUUCAUAAAAUAUUUCUCCGUAAGUGGUGUCCAUUGUUUCAUUAGACAAUUUUUUUUUCCGUAUCUAGUCUUCCAAUUUCGAGAUGUAAUCCCAUGGGCUGAGGGAGUGGAAUGGAAAUACAGCUCCUGGAAAUUAAUAUACACGAUGAAAAUCGGGGAAAAGUGAGAAUUCGUGUGGCGAGGAGUCGCGGGAUACAUAUAUACGUACCUGGAAAAAGCGAACGUUCGAAGUGGUCUAACGAACAAAAGUGCCCGAAAAUCGGGCACGCUUAGCUCUUUCGUCCUCUCCUGUUUGUAUCUCCUCAGUUUGUAGGUCGGUUUAAGUUGUACCUCCUUCCUCGAUACGGAAAAUACUUCUUUCUGGUCGUGCGAUCGGGUCACUCGCCUCGCUGCCGUAGCAUGCUGCGCUCUUACGUUAUAAGUCACGUUUGGUUACAAGAUAAUACGAAAUUUCCCGAUACUAUUGUUGGAUCGAUGUCCGAUGGUGCUUAGGGCUCCAGGCGGUACAAGUGGAAACUCGAAAACAUACCUAAUCAGGUUAAAGUUGCGCGCAUGGUGAAUGACAUUUGCCGCUUCGUGCGCGGAGGGAAAUUCCUGACAAAGGUCCUUGCCAAAGUUUGUAUCAAUGGUCGUUUGUAUGACAGUCACGACUCGUACUAUCGAUACGCCGCUCCAAGAGCGGAAUCGAAUUUUAAACCGAAAAGUAACUUGCGAAUGCGCUCCGAAUAUGUAUUGAAUGAUGAAUAGGCUAAGAUCUAGUUAUGAUCUUUUUGUUAUCAAUUUUUCUCUGCGCACGAGAAGCUUUUCGGCCGCGCGAUCGCCGAGCCACGUAAACGGGCGUUGUAAGACAACGUUAAACCAAUAGCCUUUUCUAAUUGUUAAUUGAAAGGAGGGAGAGAUUGUGUAAUUAUUUCUCAAUUGGAUGGCGGUAAGCAAUAAUAAGAGGGAGUGUUGAGGAAAUGCGGGGAACUUGACCCUUGCUUGCGAUUGUUAGCGUUAAAUUAAAAUCGAGUACAGAGCAAAUUCGGUAGCUACUAAUUGUUUAUAUGAAAACCGCAGGGACUAUAUUCUUUUUUUCUUUCUCUCCUGUAAAUGGAAUAUACGUUUAAUCGCGCUGCCGGUGUUUGCUGGAUUGAGUUCAUACUGAAAAAUGAAACGUGCCGAGAUUUAACCGCAUUUUCACGGGAGAUUUUUCAAACUCAUAUGUCAGGUGAUCGUUAAUUACAGUGAUUAAAUGUACCAGUUAGGACCUUUUUGCGGUAAAGCGACAAUGACAAUGGAAUUACGAUUUGCCAGUAUUAUCAGAGAACCGAGACAAUCAUUUUCGAUCACUACCUAGAACGAGUUUCGCAUAAAGUCACACUUUUUGUGGUAAUUCUAGCUUGUAAUUUAGCUGCUUAUCGCGGUUAUUAGGCAACCGAGAGGUGAGAUGCAAAAACGCUUUAAAGGCCUUUAUGUUGACACCGAAUACGACUUUGUGAAUGUUUCUGGGAACUGAUCCAUCAUUUUCUUAUUUUGCGACGUGCUUUCAUAGGGAGUCAAUGAAAUUCUUGCCGGAUGGUGUUUGGUUUGUAGAGAAAAUGCAACGUGAAAGAUACAUUUUAAUAAUAUCAUCCUCUUCAUCGAUAUUCUGGUCUAGCAGGACGAUUUCACUUUUCAAUAUUGUCGUGGGAGGAUAUUUUUGUCGGAAGUUUCGCCAAGACAUUCGGAAGAUUAACGAUAAUACCGAUAAGGCCCGUUUUAACGGCUCAGCUUUGGCGAUUUCGGCCGAACGACAGGCUCGAAAAACGAAAUUACCUGCGAGCUUACUUGUACGCAUGAUCUCAUACGGCAGUGACUAUCGAAAAGUAUUAUAUUAUAUACAUAUAUACGAGUACAUUCGAUUUUUACCGAUAUAUACCCCCCACAUAGGUGAGCUCUUCGAAGCCACGACCGCAGUGAAACGAAACCGCAGAUGAAUCCGCUUCUCAGCUCCUUGCCUGACUUUUAAGUGGCCCGAAUGUUUCUUGCAGGCGUUAACGUCCUAACAAUACUCCAUAGAAAAACAAAAAAAAUUGAAAAAAAAAAUGUAAAACUCGGUCGAGACGAUCGCUCGAAGGUGCGAGGUUUCUUUUUCGUGUACUAGCAGCUUUCUCGGUCCUCCCGAGGGAUAGUACGCAGCAACGCUUAUUAAGGAAGUCGUGUACCUUUAGCUCAUAAUCAAUAAGGACUAAGUUAUGUUUCGCUGUUGACAAUGGAAUGUUAUAGUCAUAGAGUAACUAAGAAGCCAACACGAGGCACGCUAUUUCGUAUAACGAAGGAAGGAUAUAUUCGAUUUCUGAACGUAACGUGGAGUACGUCCGAACACCAAUGAUGGGCAAACCAUCGUCCUAAUCUAAAGAAAAAUGUCGAAUUUUGUACAAGUAUUUUUGACUCAUUUAUGACACAGGACACUUCUAUGCAUAAAUGAAUUACUCUAAGGAUGAUUGAAAGUAUCGCUUGUACUCUAAACACGAUUUUUUUUUCUGGCGCGGAGGAAACCAUGACUUAAAAUAGCCGAUUCUAUGAGAUUCAAUUAUGAAUACGAUAAGUAAAUAUUUGCGUUACAAUUAAUAUGCAAAAUGCCGCCUUAAGCGGUUUCGUUUCAAGGAGUGCCCAGCAUUGGGGACGACGUACACACGAUACGUUUUAUAUACAUAAAUAUAUAUAUACCAUUUAAAUAUAGAUACGUAUGCACAUAUACGUAGACACGAAACGUAGGUUACGGAGGCGCGUUAUCACUCCUCAAUUGUUAUAUCGUAGGUCGUGUAUGAUGUCUGCAUGAGUGUGCAAGCGUGUAUGUGCGUGCGGUCGGAUUUCUCGAAAUAACUCGCGAGCCGGCCCGAUGGCUCUCUGUGGUUCCCUUCGGAUUUUGUACAUAUAUUAUAUAUAUGUUAUAUAUAUAUGCGUGUAUAUAUAUAUAUACAUGCGACGUACGAGCCUCGGCGAUUAUUUAUCUACCUUGCAGAUGUACCAAAAUACCUUGGAUAUAGGAUUCCGAUGUACUCGGAAAGUAUUAACGUCGAAAGUUUGUUACAUAUAGCCGGUCGAAGUAGCUUGAUAGCGCACGCGGAAAUAAUAUAUAUUAUAUAUUAUAUUAAAUAUAUAUAGCGAGGAAGAGAGUGAUGAGCACGCGAGAGGGAGAGAGAUAAUAAACGUAAUCAAAUGGAAUGUUGCCCGGCUUUUUUUGUUUUUUUCGUUCUCGACGCCUCUCGGGCGUCGUAUACCGUUGCACGCUAAUGCGAGACUGCGCUCGUCAAUUUAUUGUUGUUGUCGUUGGUAGAUUUAUUAUCGCGCGUACGUCCCGUUGUUUUAACCUCGGUGCGCUUACGACUGUACAAAUACGACUCCGUGCGUAGACCCUGUAACCUGUAACGCGUUUCGCCGAGGAACGCCUCGGGCCUCCGGGAGCGAAACCUCCCUCGGAGGGUCUCCCUUAGCUUUGCAAAUAAAUAAUCGCUCUUCUGAGGGAGAAAGACAGA